AUGACUAGUGAUAUUUACUUGGAAGAAAGAAUUGAGUUGUUAGAAGUUGGCAAAAGGUUACGUACAAAUGAAUUUACAUUACUGCGCCCCAAACGUAUGCUUUCAUCGCCAUUCUCCAAAGGCAAGAAAACCAUCCAAUCGCAAAGUAAAUUAAAUUUGUACGCUUGUGAUGGACGCUUACGUCUUAUUCGAAUUUUGAAGUUCACACCUGAAAGUGAAAAUAUUCAGUCGCAAACAGUGCAUGAAGAAACUCGAAUUUACAGCUGCGAAAACCUUAGUGAGGUGCUUAAUGCAAUAGUCAAUGUAGAAAAAGGUAAUGCAGAAAAAUUGCCGUCAAAGUUCAGUGAUCCUGCUUAUGCAAGAUGUUAUCAUAAGACCAUAGUCACGGAAGACGGAAACUAUAGAAUAGUCGGAUUUAUGGAACUGAGAUGUCCCGGAAGCUUUAAAGAACCAGACAAGAAACUGAUUGCAAGAAUUGAUGAAACUUACAAGAGAGAUGGCAUAAAAUUACAAGCUUGCAAUCUGCGCUCCUAUGAUCAACAAAUUGGUCUUAAUAAGGGAUUACUACUUAUUGAAACUGCCUUGGAAAUAUCGAAAAAGACAACUUCAUUUUUCUGGCAGGAAGAGCGUACCUAUAUGACUGAAAAGCAUGAAAAAUGGAACAGAUCUUUGCUCUCGAGUCAUUAUCUAUCAGCCCAAAAGCGAUUGGAGCACUUGGGCAUUGUGAUAGCUCAUCAGAAAAAUCUUAUCACUGCCAAAUCAAGUGAUGAUUCUCCUCCAAAUUCAGAACAUUCGCCACAUCGUUUAUCUGUGAAGGAAAACGAUACCAAAACAGCGAAAGGUCAGACUAAUUCUAGAAGUUCUCCACCCACAGCUGUUCACAGACCAUCAACUACGAAUACUGCUGUAUCACCUUCUGAUAAUUUAAUGCACAAACAUGGGAUUCGAGAAGAUCAUUUUUCUUCUUGGAAGUCUGGAAAUAUCUGGCGUAAACAUUCCAAUUUGGCAACAUCACAGAAACAACAAGACAAAAAAACGAAAAGCGUGCAAACAGAAGUUGAUGAGCUGGCAAAAGUGCCAAAAAACGUUUCCCAUGUAACCGACGACGUAACUCAAUUGGAUUUCAGUUCAGAAAUCAGCUCUCAAGUCAAUAUUACAGCAAGUGAAAAAAUUUCCCACGAUGAUAAUGAAGUGACAGUUUAUUUUGGCGGCCAAGAAGGAUUGGAUGUUGCAAUCUCGACUGAUUUCAGUUUCAAGCUCAAGGAUGAGUCAGGAACGGAUGUAAGCUGUUACCAAUUGAAAGAAAUUAGUGUUGAUGAUCAUAUUGUUUAUAAGAAAGAUUAA
Messenger RNA from Thelazia callipaeda (thelaziosis nematode), 1344 nucleotides. NCBI's taxonomy places the organism in Eukaryota, Metazoa, Nematoda, Chromadorea, Rhabditida, Thelaziidae. The record is from the annotation of a GenBank genome assembly.